UGCCCCAUCAUUGGUGUCGGUGGGAGGAAUAGUGCCCCAUCAUUGGUGUCGGUGGGAGGAAUAGUGCCCCCAUCCAGUUGGUGUCGGUGGGAGGAAUAUAGUGCCCCAUCGUUGGUGUCGGUGGGAGGAAUAGUGCCCCAUCAUUGGUGUCGGUGGGAGGAAUAGUGCCCCAUCGUUGGUGUCAGUGGGAGGAAUAGUGCCCCAUCGUUGGUGUCAGUGGGAGGAAUAGUGCCCCAU
Molecule: messenger RNA, 237 nt
Organism: Staurois parvus
Lineage: Eukaryota; Metazoa; Chordata; Amphibia; Anura; Ranidae
Source: the annotation of a GenBank genome assembly